UCGGGGCGUGUGGAGCUGCUUGGUAGAACAUAUUAUUUUUGGAGAAUUAUAUCAUUUGCCAACCGUCUGCUGUCAGCUGUCAUCGGUGUUGUGCUAGUGAAUGGACCUACAUUUGUGGACGGGUUUGUGUACGAUUCUCCGAUAUGGCUGAAAAGCCCUUCAAAGUGGGCCAAAAGGUCCUAGUACAGGACAGAGGCAACGGCACCAUUGCAUAUGUUGGUUCAACAUUAUUUGCAGCAGGAAAGUGGUUUGGUGUAAUACUUGAAGAAGCAAAAGGGAAAAAUAAUGGCACUGUGCAGGGCAAAGAGUAUUUCAAGUGUGGUGAAAAUUUUGGAGCCUUUGUUCGACAAACUCAACUUCAACUUUUGGAUGAUUCUGGGAAUCCCAUUCCAUCUGAUUCUGCAAGAUCAAGUCCAACACCUUCAGAGGAUAAAAAUCGUUCUCGUUUGAGCAAUGUCAGGAAAAAAAAUGAACCAACUAGCAGUGUUCGGAGGAAAUCCUCUCCAGCUCAAACUUCUCGAGCUGCAACUGAACCUAAAAUUGAGAAGUUCAGCUCUCGCUUAUCACUUAUUGGAUCAAGGAGCCCUUCAGAUUUGGGAACCAACUCACCUUCUCCUGCUCCACUUAAACUCACGACUCCUCGGCAGUCUACAGAAAAUUUGAGUUCAAAAAGAGCUUCAUUUGUUGAGCCAGGGAAAUCAACCCCUAAGCAGGGUUCAGGUAUCCCUUCUUUAGCUGCAAGCAAGCCAUCCAAGCUAGCUCCUCCAUCAAACUUCAGGCAAAGCACCUCAGGGAUGACAACCGCGAGUGGCUCUGCCUCUACCCCAAAACGACAGCAGAGUAUUCCAGUCCCUCAAACUAGCCCAAGUGCAGACCAAACUGGCUUCGUUGAAACGCUUAAGCCACAGUUUACGCCUGGACUGGUUCUCGCAUCUCCUGGGGCUGGUAUGAACACCAGCGUCUUGUCAUCACCUCAAGUAGCUCAAGGAGGUGGAGGUGGUGAUGUGGGUGAACGUUUGAGCCACUUGCAAACCCAACAGGAAAAUGAUAUGCUCAAGGCUCAAGUGAGAGAUCUCACAGAGAAACUGGAUACACUUAAAGCAAAGCGCCUUCAUGACAAGGAACUGUUGCGGGACUUUGAGAAAACCAAGCUUCAACUUGAAAGUAUGCUGGAGUUUAAAAACCGCAUCAUGGAAUCUCAGGCCAAUUUACAGAGGGACUUGCAUCGUGCUCGCCUAGAGACCAGGGAGGCUAUUGAAGCCAAAGAUGCACAUGCAGAAGAAAUGUCUGAACUUGCUGAGUCAAUGGAGAUGGCAACACUUGACAAAGAAAUGGCUGAGGAGAAGGCGGAGACAUUACAGGUUGAAUUGGAUCAGGCCAAAGAGAAAAUUGAAGAACUUACAGUUGAUCUAGAAUUGCUAAAGGCGCAAAUGUCUGAAACAGAUGGCAGUUCAGGUUCGGGUGAUUUAUCAUCUGCAACUGUUUUUAAAGUAAAGCAGCUAGAACAACAAAAUGCCCGUCUUCAUGAAACUAUUGUCAGGUUUCGUGAUUUGUCUGCACAUGACAAGCAUGAGUUCCAGAAAUUGCAGAAGGAUCUCGACCAACGCAAGUCUGAAAAUGCUGAACUAAGUCGCACAAAGGAGAAAUUAAGUUCUCGUGUGGAGGAACUGGAAGGACAAAUUGCUGAUUUGCAGGAACAGGUGGAUGCUGCUUUAGGUGCUGAAGAAAUGGUGGAACAGUUGGCUGAUAAGAAGAUGAAUCUUGAAGAGAAGGUUGCUGCUUUAGAAGAGGAGGUUGCAGAACUUGAGCAGUUAGUGGACAUGAAUGAACAACUGGGUGAAAGUGCUCGUGAGCUGGAGGUGGAGUUGCGGGAGGAGGCUGAUCUUGCAAGAGCAGGCAUGAGAGAGGCUCAACGAGAUAAAGAAGCGGCUUUAGAAACACUGGCUGACCGUGAACAAACCAUUAGCAAAUUCAGAGAGGUUGUCCAGAAGCUUCAAGAACAGGCACAAGAUCUCCAGGCACAGUUGGAGCGAGAAUCUGCUCGACCUGUCAGCAAAUUGCCUGAAAUGCUAGACUUCAAGAAGAUGUUUGCUGAAUCUAAGGCUCAUACACGCGCAAUCGACUUGGAACUGCGUAGGAUUGAAGUCCAAGAGUCUAACCAGCAUGUCGAGUAUCUCACUGGAUUUAUGCCGGAUAGCUUUAUGAAUCGAGGAGGUGAUCAUGAUGCUGUGCUUGUACUGCUCUUGGUACCUCGACUUUUGUGGAAGACGGAAGUUCUUUUAAAUCAAGUGAAAGAAAAGUUCCCGAAUGUUGAAUCAAUCGAUCGGGCAAGUCUUCUUAGGGGUCACACUGUCGAGCAAUAUGCUUUCCGUUGCCGUCUUUCACACCUUCUUUUUAAUGCCCAGUGUAUUCUUCACCAGUUUGCACAUGCUUUGAAUUCAUGCUCAGCUCCAACUUUACUGAAAGUUGCUGCUGCCUACCCUGAUAUGGCUGUUCAAGAGAAGGCCAUUGAUCAUUUCUUGGAGUUGCUGCGCAAAGACCAAUUGGAUGAGAAUGUUGGACUAGAAGGUUUAGAACGUUGCAUCAACUAUUUUAGCACCAUGUUCCCAAUUCUUCUGGCUACUGAGGUGAAAGUUAAUCAGAGUCAGCUUAUUGCUGACAUAGCAAAAUCCCUCACAGCUGCUGCAGAUUGCCUGCGAACUGAUGCUUCAGCACUUGUAGCCAUUACUAAAGCUGGUGAUGGAGGUGACAUGGCAGCUCUGGCCACACACUUGAUAGCUGUGUCAGAAACUUUAGCUGCACAAUUGAAGGCAGCCAGAAGGCGCAUACCAACAGGACAACAAGAGGGAGCCAUCUCCAAUAUGGGUUUGGAGACGGGCCUCGCGUCUGCUCUGCAAGACUGCUGUACCAACCAUGCCACAAGGGUUACUCGUUUGAUACGAGAUGUUGUGCGCUCUGGCCUUGCCAUAAUUUCAAACAUUGGUGAUGCUGAUGCUGGACUGUCAGAGACAAAGCUGAGGGAACUGGUAACUGCUGCAGCAAGCAAAUGUCUUGAACAGGAAGAAGGUGGGCCUGGGCCUGUUGACAGCUUGCGCACUGCCUUAGAAUUUAUCAGCCAGCAAGUGGCAUCGUUAGUGCAAGUCUUGCAGGAUGGGGAGUAUGAAGCAGGCAUGCCUAUCAAACCAGAAGAGAAGCCUGUUCCACCAAUUCAAAUGCGUGCUAAGGCUGUCAGAACAGAGCUCGAAGAAACGAAAUUACUUUCUCAGAAAUUGGAAGCCAAGGAAGCUGACAUUAAGGAAUUGCGCCUUGCUCUGAAGGCGAAACAGGAAGAAAUGAGUGAACUACAAUUACGCAAAGAUAUGGCUGAGCGUAAGUUGGAGGUUGCAACCAAGGAUGCAAAUGUAGCCAAUGAGAAAUUAAUGCGUAAAUUGGAGGAUGCUCAGGCCCUCUUCAAGAGAAAGGAAAAGGAAUUUGAGGAGACUAUGGAUCAUUUGCAAGCCGAUAUUGAUUCACUGGAGACAGAAAGAGGCGAAUUGAAAGACAAAGUCAAGAACUUUGCCAAGAAGGCUAUUUUGGAUACCAAGACAGCCGUUUCUUCCAGUCCAACUCACAGUCCUGUUUCUCCUGAGGCUGGACAAAACAGUACAAUUCUUACUGAUUCCCCUCUUCUAAUGAAUGAAAUCCGCAAUUUGCGACUUGCAUUGCGUAAUCAGCGUAAUGAAAAUGUCCGCCUUCAGAAUCAACUUUGCAAGGAAAAUUUGGAAUCCUUGACCCCAUUGCCUGUACCUAAAAGACUGGAAAAUGGCUCUGAAGAUAGAAUCACAGAUUCAAUGAAGCGUCUUGAUGACCUCUCAAGAAAAGCCUCCUCAUUAUUGAAAGAUGUCCAUGAAGCAUGGGUAAUGCCCAAAGUUGUUGACAUAACAAAGAAAACCAAGACCCAGGCACCAUUAUCAAACCAGCUGAUUGAAGAGAUGUCUAACCUCCAUAAACUGAAAUUGAGGACUCAACAAUUGCAGGAUUUAGUCCUUACUGAGGCUGUGAACAGAAGACCAGGCUGCAAAGCAGAUGCUGAUUUUGCUAUCUUCCCCUCCAAAGAAAUGUCUAAGGCCCUGAAGGAAGAAGAUUCCAUUGAGAUUGGUUGGGUGAAGAUUCCAUUUGAUGGUCCGGUUCCCCCAAGUGAGCGCAAUGUGACAGUUGUGCUUGAUGAUGCAUCUCUGAAUUUGCUUCAAAGAAAAUUAGUUGGUUUAGCUUAAGUUAAUGUAAUUAAUUUUGAGAGGCUAUGAAUUGUAAACCAUGCAUUGGGUGUUACAUGGUACUCUAUAUAAAUUUAUUUAAUUUUGUAUGGCGUUUUCAUUGUUCAUACUGAUUUUAACAUUCAAUCUCUGUUUCAUCUUUAUUAUUUAACAUAUCUGUGAUAAAUUUCAAGGAACAGUUCUCAUGUUGCUUCAACUAAGAUUUGUUAGUCAAGUAAGAGACUUUUUUUAAUUACUGUCCUGUAAUAUUGAUUAUCAUGCGAGAUAUUUGUGAAUGAGCAUUUCAGCUUCUUUUAUAAAAGUGUUACGGAUGAAAUUGUGAAAUCAUCGUUACCACUACUAAUUUCUUAUGAAAGUUCUGUUCUGUUGCGCUAAAGAUGUUAAGUGUGCUUUGUACCCACAUUGGAAUUUUACAACAAGUUUAAUAAAUUUGUUACAAUGUUCA
Messenger RNA from Thrips palmi, 4698 nucleotides. RefSeq names its product dynactin subunit 1 (gene DCTN1-p150). Gene Ontology annotation, biological process: nuclear migration; establishment of mitotic spindle orientation. The record is from RefSeq and is a predicted model, not a curated record. Lineage: Eukaryota; Metazoa; Arthropoda; Insecta; Thysanoptera; Thripidae. Bases 144 to 4253 code for a protein of 1369 amino acids. The transcript is spliced from 25 exons. Gene Ontology annotation, cellular component: kinetochore; axon; microtubule associated complex.